Zychaea mexicana is the source of this 1439-nucleotide messenger RNA. Its product is annotated as ribosomal protein S5 domain 2-type protein. Gene Ontology annotation, biological process: isoprenoid biosynthetic process. Gene Ontology annotation, cellular component: cytoplasm. The coding region runs from base 128 to 1327 and encodes 399 amino acids. NCBI's taxonomy places the organism in Eukaryota, Fungi, Mucoromycota, Mucoromycetes, Mucorales, Lichtheimiaceae. The transcript has 6 exons. The record is from RefSeq and is a predicted model, not a curated record. Gene Ontology annotation, molecular function: ATP binding; mevalonate kinase activity.
CGCCCAGGAACGGGCAAUGGCUCUCCUUCCCCCGCUGCUUGGUUUGAGUUACUUUUUACUGCUUUGACUCUAUUACCCUUUCUCUUUUUCGUUCGUACUCUCCCCACUACACUUUUACUAACAAACUAUGACGCAAGGAAUUAAACGAGCCCUCAUUUCUGCUCCCGGAAAAGUUAUUCUCUUUGGUGAACAUGCCGUUGUACAUAAAAAGCUUGCCGUUGCCGCUUCACUAGGUCUUCGAACUUAUCUGCAUCUCGAAGAAAAUGACACGGGCAAAUGUCGAUUGCACCUUCCUGAUGUCGACAUUGACUUGACUUGGGCUCUAUCUGAUCUGACACUUGACGUUGAUCGCGUCACUUUAGAAACUGGCCAUCCAAUGGAUAUUCCCGAGGAAAUCAAAAAACAGUUUGAGAAAUGGAUGGGCGUAACUCAAAGAGAAGCACAGCGACAAGCCGUACUUGCAUUCCUGUAUCUUUUCUUUGUCCUCAAGACCGAUAAGCCUACCUCCUUUGGUUUUACAAUCAGUACCCGGUCCACGCUUCCUGUCGGUGCAGGUCUCGGUAGCUCGGCCAGUUUUGCCACCUGCAUUAGCACUGCAUUGCUUGUCCUCUUUCAUCAUAUCCCAGUCGGCUUUGCUCAGUCUGAAAAGAGAGAAAGUCAUCUCGACACCGUGAAUCGUUAUGCGUACAAGGCAGAGCAGGUCAUUCAUGGUAAUCCGAGUGGUCUCGAUAACUCUGUUUGCACUUUUGGCGGUGCUUUGUCAUUCAGAAGAGGCGAACGAUUCGUGCCGCUCGAAGGUUUUCAAUCAUUGCAAUUGCUCUUGACAAAUACCAAGGUCCCUCGUUCUACGAGUGCCUUGGUGGCAGGUGUUACUGCCAAGAAAGAAAAAUACCCACAAGUGAUUGAUCCCAUCUUGGAAUCAAUCGACAAUAUCUCGCUGCGUUGCUGUGAAGCAUUUAAGCGUAGUAACAAGGAUAGUCUUGCCGAAGAAUUGGAGGAUCUUGUUGAUAUGAACCACUGUCUUUUACACGCUCUUGGUGUGAGCCAUGGCAGUUUGGAAAAGGUCCGGUCUGUAACCGGCGAGUAUGGUGUAAAGACCAAGCUUACUGGCGCAGGAGGCGGUGGCUGUGCGCUGUCAAUCAUUCGCGAUGAUGUAAAUGUGGAAACAACCAACUUGGUUGCUCAAAAGUUGGCUGCAGAAGGAUUUGAUUGUUAUCGAACGUCGCUUGGCGGUUCAGGUGUCAAUGCAGUCGUUUUAGACAACAGUUUAGAUCAAGCAUGGUUGAUGAGCGCCGAUCGUGAAACUUUGGAAAUGCAUGCUACUUAGGGAUUCUAUGUGGUUCUUAUCUCAUUAGCUAUUGAAUCCCGUUCUGCUGUUACUCUUUCCACCCUCACACAUAUUUAUAUUAUUAACAUCACACAAGCAACAACAAUAACAA